GAUAGCUUUGAUAAGUACAUAUGCAUAAUUCAAGGGAGAGAAAUAAGGAAAUAGUUUUAUCAAAAAGUUAUGUGGGGAGCAAGCAGUCCUCUAGUUUUGAGGAUACUAAUUCUGCUAAAGAGAAAGCUAAAUCUAUCUAUCCACCUAUAGAAAGCCAUUGGAAUUUACCUCCUCAAAAGGAGUACAAGAAAUUGUCUUCAUUAAACUUAAAUUGCAAGUCCAUGUUGUCUUACCCACUCAAGAUUCGGGAUUCACUAAAGAGAAUUAGAAAGAGCCAAAGCUUGCUAGCAGUUCCCAAAGAAGCUCGUGAUCCAAAAGAUGAUCAAAUUGUUCAAUCUUUCCGUGAAUUGCUUUUGCUCGAGGGCCAUCUGCCAGGGAAACACAGUGUGAUUACCACACACUUUUACGAUUUUUGCGAAUGAGGGAUUUUGAUCUGAUGAAAGCAAAAGAUAUGUUUUUACAAUAUCUUAAAUGGCGAGAAGAAUUUGAAGUUGAUACAAUUGUAAAGGUGAAUUUCAGACUAUCUACCUGUAGCAAUUUGUUGUUGGAACUAUUUUGAUGCCCAUGAGUGGAAGUCUAGAUCAUAUUUGCUGUCCUUAGAUAAUAUAAUUGAUUUAUUUUCAAUUUUUUCCCCUGAAAAGGCUGUUGCUUAUGAAGAACAGGUACUAAUAUGCAUUCACUCAAAUUAUUAUGGCAGGUCUAGACAGGAAGUGUCUCUCUUUGUUUUUUGAGUUGGUGAAUUUUGAAACCUGUGUAUAAUAUAUGCUUUUGAUGCCCGUUUGGAAGCAUCAUGACGAUAAGAUAAUGACUGUUUCUCUAUGAAUAUUGAUGAUGCCUAACUGUAAAAACACAAAUUAUGAUGCUUACCUCAUUGAACUU
Messenger RNA from Camellia sinensis, 879 nucleotides. The record is from RefSeq and is a predicted model, not a curated record. Lineage: Eukaryota; Viridiplantae; Streptophyta; Magnoliopsida; Ericales; Theaceae.